AGUGCGACCGCACAUUCGUGAGCCGCGGCGGCGCGAGCAACGGAACGUUCCACGCGCCGGAGCUAUUGAACCCGAACAACCAGAGCCGACAGUGCCUGUACACCUUCCUCGCGGCGCCGGGCCAGCGCGUGCUCGUCGAGUUCCGAACAUUCGACCUGCGAGGCAAGCCGCCGGACGGGGCCGCGGUCGGAGAGCUUCCAACAUGCUUGCACGAGCACAUGGACAUAUACUCGGAGAUGGCGUCGCUGGAGGCAGGCGAACUCGUGAACUCGGCGUUUGGCGGGCGGUACUGCGGACCAAUCCCGCCUCGACGGCGCGUGUCCCUCCACCGCGCCGUCGCGCUAUCCUUCUUUACCGACAAGACGUACACACCACCAACCCUGUUCACUGGCACAUACCGCUUCAUCAACUCUUCGGAGUUCGAAGUCGGGACACCAGUGCCGAACUCAUUGUGCUCCUUCGUCAUCGAAGCGAGCAAGCGCAAGACGGGCCUGCUGCUGUCUCCGACGUACCCGGGAAUCUACCCCAAAGACAUCACGUGCAACUAUUUAUUCACCGGACAGCGCGGGCAGCGGAUCCGCCUCGAGUUCAGGGACUUCGACCUGUUUUUCGGCGGACCUCAUUGCCCAUUCGACUGGGUGCGCGUGUACGACGGGCCAGACAACUCGUCGGCCGUUAUCGGCACGUACUGCGGCCAGCAGCGCAAUCUGGUGCUCUACUCCAGCGACGAGAGGCUCCUGGUGACGUUCUACACGCUGCCGAGGGCGGCCAGCACGCAGAACCGCGGGUUUAAGGGGAUCUUUGAAUUCUCUGAGAGUUUUGUUAAGUUAGAUUUUAUAAGUAAACACGACGCGGAGCACAUUAGGGGCUCAGAGUGCGACCAAAAGAUUCUAAGUAAAAAGGAAUCCACUGGUUUCGUGUACCAUCCAAAUUAUCCAUUCCCCUAUAUACAAAAAGUUGUUUGUAGAUAUUUUAUAUACGGUAUGCAAGAUCAUCAAAACCUGGAACGAGUGCGGUUAGAGUUCCAGAACUUUUCUAUACCAAAAGGCGAACUUUCGAAACCCGAUACAGCCUGCCCCGACGGAUACCUGAAGGUGUACCUGCGCGGGCAGGAGGCGACCGACUCGUACGACAAGCAUGACGCGGAGCUGUGCGGCGAGGGCGCCGGCACCUUCCCGCCGCCGCUCGUCUCCGACGGGCCCAGGCUCGUCAUGGUCUUCAGCUCGGGAGAGCUGCAGGGCAGGGGGUUCAAGGCCAAGUAUACUUUCGAGACUGAAUACCGAGUACCCGGUACCGCGGCGCCGGGCGGCGAAUGCGCGUUCACAUACCGCUCCGAGUCGAAGAAGCGCGGCGAGUUCAACUCCCCCCGCUACCCCUCCAACUACCCCUCGCACACCAACUGCACGUACAUGCUGGACGCGACGCCUAACGAGCAGGUCACUGUCGUCUUCGAUCAUUUUAAAGUCAAGGCUGAUGCGUGGAACGCUACUGCAGGACUGUAUGGCGGCACGACGUGCAGCGAGGACUGGGUGGAGGCGUGGUGGGUGGGGCGCGAGGGCUCGCGCGUGCCGCUGGGGCGGUGGUGCGGCGCGGCGGCGCCCGGCCCGCUGCACUCGCCGCGCGGCGCGCUCGGCCUGCUCGUCGCGCUGCACACCGACGGCGACGCCGUGGCCUCCGGGUUCAAGGCCAGAUAUGUCUUCGAGCCCGCGAAGUCGAUAUUCGGCGACUGCGGCGGGAACAUGUCGGGCGCGGAGUGGGGCGUGAUCACGUCGCCGCGGUUCCCGCUCACGUACGAGCCGCCGUCGCGCAGCGCCGCCUCGCGCGUCUGCAACUGGUUCGUGACGGCGCGGCCCGGGAAGCGACUGCUGCUCAACUUCCAGCACUUUGCUGUCGAAGGACAUCUUACAGAGCGCGGCUGCGGCGCGGCGGUGGUGCGGCUGUGGUACGAGAGUCCCGGCCCGCCGCUAGAGCUGUGCGGCGAGAAGGCGCCCACCGACCGCUGGCAGUACCUCUCCUCCUCCAACUCCAUUAGACUCUCGUUCAUAAUAGCGGACAAGUCAGUGGGCGGGCCGGGGUGGCGCGCCAUCUGGACGGAGGUGACGGUGCCGGAGUCGGGCGCGUGCGCGGGCGCGCCGGAGGGCGGCGGCGCGGCGGAGUGCGCGGGCGCGUGCCUGCCGCGCGCCGCCGCCUGCUCCGGCCUGCCGCACUGCGCGCUCAUGCCCAACCGCCCGCCCACGCACUGUUAGUACGCAACACACCAAGCCACUGCGGGUCGCCUUUAUACAAAACAAACACAAACACACCAGUGGCGAAGUGUCCGUACAACCCAAUUCCUACCGGCUUCCCUUUUAGGUUUACUUACGUCUGUCUUAGUGUUUGUUUUCUAUUAAAAUGGCAGCGAUAUAUUAAUCAAGGCGAUUGCUUUCUUUGCAUCGGGUUACAUUUUGAAAAAUUUCACCCUUCGCCACUGAAACACACAUCACUUUAUUCCUUAAGGGGUGGGCAGGGGUGCAUCCAAGGCACCUAUUUUUUGCCUUAUUUGGUCAGUCCCAUGCGAUGGGGGCGAGCAUAUCGCCAUAUCGAGCAAAAUUUCAGAUCAGAAAACCCAAUAUCAACUUUGCCAAACUCUUCACACACUCAAUUAAAACAUUUCAUGUAGGUAGGUGGAUCCCCUAUUACAAUAAAAUAAUACCAAAGAAGUAGCCAUUUAUUGAACCUCUACAUAGAACCUCUACAUUCUGUGGUCACGAUUUUAUUGUAGUGAUGUCUAUUUUAUUAAAUACUCAAUUUUCAUUCACCUAAAGUAAUAUAUAGCUAAUGAAUACAUAAUAUAAUAUAUAUAAUAAUAAUAAUAUGAAUUAUAUACUUGCCCACUGCUGAGCACGGGCCUCCUCUACUACUGAGAGGGAUUAGGCCUUAGUCCACCACGCUGUAGUGCGGAUUGGUAGACCUCACACACCCCCAAAAUUCCUAUACAGAACUUCUCAAUACAUCAUAUUAUUCAAUUAUUAUAAACAUAAGUAUUUAACUUCCUUUCUUUAAAACCAUUUAACUCAAUAUAAAGGCGAUCCCUGAUAUAAUAACAUUAUCCAAUUCAAGUUUCUUCAUAAAGAGUUCACAUAAGUAUUUACGAUUUAUCUCUUAGCGUAAUCGAUAAGGAACAUAAAUGAUAUUUAGUCGAUUAGGUAACUAGCAAGUGUUGU
This is a messenger RNA of Manduca sexta (tobacco hornworm), 3203 nucleotides long. RefSeq names its product cubilin-like. Lineage: Eukaryota; Metazoa; Arthropoda; Insecta; Lepidoptera; Sphingidae. The record is from RefSeq and is a predicted model, not a curated record. Gene Ontology annotation, cellular component: plasma membrane.